GAUCAUCUGCAGAUCAGCUAUUAGAAAAGAGAGAUCAGCUACGUCCUUGGGACCUGAUCAACUUAAUACAGGAGCUACAACUACUUCACCUAACUCUCUCCGAAACAAUGAAAUAUACCAGUUAUUUCUUAGCUUUUCAGCUAUGCGUGAUUUUGGGUUCUUCUGGCUCUUACUGCCAGGCCCCAUUUUUUAAAGAAAUACAGAACCUAAAGGAAUAUUUUAAUGCAAGUAACCCAGAUGUAGCUGGUGGUGGGCCUCUUUUCUUAGAAAUUUUGGAGAAUUGGAAAGAUGAGAGUGACAAAAAAAUAAUUCAGAGCCAAAUCGUCUCCUUCUACUUCAAACUCUUUGAAAACUUAAAAGGUAACCAGAUCAUUCAAAGGAGCAUGGAUAUCAUCAAGCAGGACAUGUUUCAGAAGUUCUUAAAUGGCAGCUCUGAGAAACUGGAUGACUUCAAAAAGCUGAUUCAAAUUCCGGUAGAUGAUCUGCAGAUCCAGCGCAAAGCCAUAAGUGAACUCAUCAAAGUGAUGAAGGACCUGUCGCCAAGAUCUAACCUCAGAAAGCGGAGGAGAAGUCAGAAUCUGUUUCGAGGCCAGAGAGCGUCGAAAUAAUCCUGCCUGCCUGCAAUAUUUGAAUUUUUAAAUCUAAAUCUAUUUAUUAAUAUUUAAUAUUUUACAUUAUUUAUAUGGGGAAUAUAUAUUUAGACUUAUCAAUCAAAGUAUUUAUAAUAGUAACUUUUAUGUCAUGAAAAUGAGUAUCUAUUAAUUUAUGUGUUAUUUAUAAUUCCUGUAUCCUGUGACUAUUUCACUUGACCCUUUUUUUUUUCUGACUCACUAGGCAAGUCUAUGUGAUUACAAGGCUUUAUCUCAGGGACCAACUAGGCAGCUGACCUAAGCAAGACCCUGUGGGUUGUGCAUUUAUUUCACUUGAUGAUAUAAUGAAUGCUGAUAAAUGAAAUGAUGCCAUCCAGUUGCUGCCUAUUUGAGACUAUGCCUUCUGAGCCACCGCUAUGAUGGCAUGUCAGACAGCACUUGAGUGUGUCAGGCGAUAUGACUUGUCCCGUGAUAAAAACAUAGCAUCUCAUCUCAUCUCAUGCCUGGUGCUUCAGAAUAUUGCUGACAAUUGUGACUGUACCCAAAUGGAAAGUAAUAUGUUUGUUUAUCAAUAUUUAAUAUAUAUGAAUAAAGUAUAAUUUCAUAACU
Delphinapterus leucas (beluga whale) is the source of this 1199-nucleotide messenger RNA. RefSeq names its product interferon gamma (gene IFNG). NCBI's taxonomy places the organism in Eukaryota, Metazoa, Chordata, Mammalia, Artiodactyla, Monodontidae. Gene Ontology annotation, molecular function: type II interferon receptor binding; cytokine activity. Gene Ontology annotation, cellular component: extracellular region. Gene Ontology annotation, biological process: adaptive immune response; humoral immune response. The record is from RefSeq and is a predicted model, not a curated record.